CAAACAUCCAUUGCAUGUGAAUGUAUGUCAAGGAUUGCAAUCAAACGCCAAACACCAGCAAAAUGUCUGCAAAAACCAAUAGUACUUCUCUGUAGUGAUAAUGGAUCCGAUGAUCGAGAUAUGACCGCAACCAUUGGCGACGACACCAACCAAUGGCUCAAAAACAAGACAACGAUUUGGCGCAACAAGAAGUGGAGGACAAUACUUCGGUGGCGCCAAAAGUUCAGUCUUUGCGUCAGUUUUUCGACAACAGAUUGAUUGGUUUCAAACCGAUAACGUCCGCCGAUAACGAGUUGACGAACACAAUAGAAGCAAAAGCAAUAGAUUCAAGUGAUAAGUCUGAGGACAUCGAUGUGAUUCCUCAGCGACCGAAACGAACAAAUGCUAAACAACCCAACAGACAGUCCAACAACAACUGUAACAUCAAAGUACCGCCGCUGUUAAGGACACUGAUCGGCGUCGACCAAAACGCAACACCUGUUCCUAUGCCUCGCAAAAGUUUAUUGAAAAACAGAUCCAUUGAUCAAACAUACGAUGAGUCGUCUUCGUCUUCAUGUGAUUACAAAGUUAUGCCAAUUGAAUGCAGCGAUAGAUUUAGAGAUAAGAAUCAGAGAUCUAACUCUUUGAUAGCUUCGCUGACAAAAGAGUUAAAUGAAUUAAAUUUUAAAGCAAACAAUAAUUUGCGAUCAAAUUCAUUACAUUCGUUAAAUUGUUUGCCAAAGUUUGACGAAAAUCUCACAUCUAUUUCAUCUAACAUUGAAAGCAAUGUAACGAAUGUGACGCAAGACAUGACAAUUAUUCCGAUAAUAGAGUCAAAGACCCCGAAAAGUAUGACCAAAUCAAAGACAACCUUCAAAUCAAUCCUCAAAAAGAGUAAAUUACUCUCUCUUCGCAAAAGAAGUGCUCAAAAAAGUGAUAAAAAUUGCCAAAUGAAUAGCCAUUCCUCAAAUGUUUGCCAAAUCAGACCAAUUAAGCCGACCAGAGAUCCUCCGCCGCCGCCUAUCCUCAUAUUUCGACCGCCGGCGCCCUUACCUCCCGAAGAACCUAAAGAGGACUACUAUGAGGACACACUUGAGAUUAAUGGAUACAAUCAUUUGUUGCCCAAUACCUAUGAAUUAUAUAAUGAUUCUGAAGAACAAAUAUAUUCAACUCUGGAUAAUGAAGAUGAAAGUGAUGACCAACUUUACGAAGGAAUCGACAAUUACGAUGACUUAACCACUGGUGAUAAAGAUUUGUAUUCAUGCGAUGAUAAUUAUUAUGAAGAAUCGGCCUAUGAUUUGGACGGAAUCUAUGAAGUACUUCCAUUCGAAAAGGACUUCGAAACAGAUAAUGAUAGCCUAUUGUCGACCAAUUCUACCAUUUCUUUAGACAGUCAUUACAGUGAAAACCAGAAUCUAAAUGGAAGUAAAGAUAAUCUGAAAGUAGACUCAAAGUUGAGUUCAUUUGAAAAGAAACAAAAUCUCAAAGCAAUUAAAUUAAGAAAGAAGUUUAAUCUGACGGGCGAUGAGAUACCGGUUAACGCUGGCAUUGUUAAGGAAGACAACAGAGGCAAUAGGUAUGACCUGUUUGUGCGCAAAGGAGAAACAGUUCUUAUAUUGCGAAUGGAAGCAAAUCCGCCGGGAAAGUGGUUAGCAAAGAGCGAACGAUCCAAAGUCGGAUUUGUCGACUUAGACAACAUCUCAUUUGAUGCCGAAUCUGUCAAAUCUGUUAUUAAAAUAUUAACUGAUUCGCAAUGCAAUAAUCAAACCAAUCAAUGACCGGUCAUUCUUUGAGAUUAAAAAAAGGUAUAAUUGUUUACCCAAAUGCCAUAUGUUUGCUAAUAAAUACUUGAAUGCCUUAUAAAAAAAGUAUUACAAUA
This is a messenger RNA of Oppia nitens, 1858 nucleotides long. RefSeq lists its product as uncharacterized. The record is from RefSeq and is a predicted model, not a curated record. Gene Ontology annotation, cellular component: plasma membrane. The transcript has a single exon. Lineage: Eukaryota; Metazoa; Arthropoda; Arachnida; Sarcoptiformes; Oppiidae. The coding region runs from base 153 to 1757 and encodes 534 amino acids. Gene Ontology annotation, biological process: protein localization to plasma membrane; integrin-mediated signaling pathway; T cell receptor signaling pathway.